AUGGUCAAGCCAUUGACCUUCAAGGGCGACAAGAAGCCAAAGAAGCGCAAGCGAACAGACGCAGAAAAGGCCGCUCGCGACGAUACCGAGGCCGGACCGUCGGAUGUACAGAAGAAGACUGUGGAUGAGGUAGAGGGCGAUGAUAGCUGGGUGUCGGCCGAGGCCACGGGGGACGUCGUGGGGCCUGUCAUGAUUGUGCUCCCGACGGAUACACCUUCUGCGCUGGCUUGCGAUCCUUCAGGAACAGUGUUUACGCUACCGAUCGAGAAUAUUGUCGAUGGGAACCCGGCGACGGCUGAGCCUCAUGAUGUGCGACAGGUUUGGGUCGCGAAUCGUGUUUCUGGGACCGAGAGCUUUCGGUUCAAGGGACAUCAUGGGAAGUAUCUCUCUUGCGACAAGAUCGGAUUGCUAUCGGCGACAUCAGAAGCAGUAUCACCCCUCGAGUCCUUCAACGUCAUCCCAACGGCAGACACACCCGGAACAUUCCAGCUCCAGACGCUUCGAGAUACCCUCCUGACCAUAAAACCCAGCACCAAGCCAUCCAAGUCUGGCAAAGCUGCAGCUGCCGAGGUCCGCGGAGACGCCGACGUCAUCUCGUUCAACACGACCUUCCGGAUAAGAAUGCAGGCGCGCUUCAAGCCCAAGCUGCGCGCGUCAAAGGAAGAGAAGGCGCUCGCCAAGAUCAGCCGGCGGGAGCUGGAGGAGGCGGCUGGGAGGAGGUUGGAUGAGGAUGAGGUGCGGAAUCUGAAGAGGGCGAGGAGAGAGGGUGAUUAUCAUGAGCGGCUGUUGGAGUUGAAGGUGAAGAGCAAGCAUGACAAGUUUGGCUGA
Fusarium falciforme is the source of this 828-nucleotide messenger RNA. RefSeq lists its product as hypothetical. Gene Ontology annotation, molecular function: actin filament binding. Lineage: Eukaryota; Fungi; Ascomycota; Sordariomycetes; Hypocreales; Nectriaceae. Gene Ontology annotation, cellular component: striated muscle dense body; catalytic step 2 spliceosome; nucleolus. The transcript is spliced from 2 exons. The coding region runs from base 1 to 828 and encodes 275 amino acids. The record is from RefSeq and is a predicted model, not a curated record.